Puntigrus tetrazona (Sumatra barb) is the source of this 1426-nucleotide messenger RNA. RefSeq names its product solute carrier family 51 subunit beta. NCBI's taxonomy places the organism in Eukaryota, Metazoa, Chordata, Actinopteri, Cypriniformes, Cyprinidae. Gene Ontology annotation, cellular component: plasma membrane. The transcript has 6 exons. The coding region runs from base 157 to 1155 and encodes 332 amino acids. Gene Ontology annotation, biological process: bile acid and bile salt transport. The record is from RefSeq and is a predicted model, not a curated record. Gene Ontology annotation, molecular function: protein heterodimerization activity; transmembrane transporter activity.
AAAACAAAAGGAAUUGCAUGAGUGUAUCUCCUCCCAUCUGAACUUUGGAAACUCUCUGCCGCGGUUAAGCGUUCUCAACAUGUGCAGUCACUUUUCCUGUCCUUCACCACGUCUGCCUCUCAAACUCCGCUCCCCAGACUCUGUGUUACAAGAGCGAUGCUGCUGUAUUGGAUAACAUUAGGCCUGUCCCUCACGUGGCCAGGCACAACCAGCUUCACGCUCCACAGCACGAAGGAAGGCCUGUGUCUAGAGGACUCGUCUGAAGGAGUUGUUGAGCUGAGGGCGUGCAGUCUGGACUCUGUCCUGCAGCAGUGGACGUGGACGGACCGCUGGUUCCUGGUAAACGCAGGCACCCGGAGGUGUCUCUCUGCCGUCCACACCGGGCCUGUCCGGACGGGCGCGUGUGAUUCUGGGGAACACAUCAAAUGGCAGUGCGAAGCUCAACAGCUCAUCGGCCUGCAGAACUCUCUGGCACUGAGCACAGAGAGAGGAAAACUCAGGCUGAGCGCCGGCGGACACGACGCCUGGGAGUCUCUGGACGCGGGCAACAUCUGCCACGAUAAACUGAGAUCCAGAAGAGAAAGUGAUUCAGAGGACGAUGAGUUUGACUUCGCUGAAGGGCCGCCUAAACCGAGAAUGACAGAGGCGGAGAUGAAGUUUUUACAGUGGUAUUACCGCACAGAGGAGCAGACAUCGUGGAAGUUUGGCAUGCUGGCGUUUGCUUUUCUGGGUCUUCUGAUGGGUGCCAUGCUGUUGGUCAUAGGCAUGAUGGCUAAUAGGAAUAGGAAGCAAAUAGCCAAAUACAAAGCGGCUUCGAAAUUCACAGAAGCGAAACCCGAAACAGAGAAACUGCAGGUCAUUGUCCCCGAUGAGGUCGCAGAGGUCAAGGAGGAGAAAAGCCAUUUCACCCCAUCUGAACACAUCUCCACCAACAACAGCCACAGGGGCUGGGAAGAGCCUUCAUACGACAGCGCGGCCUCAGAGGGACUGAAGCCCGGAGAAAUUGUGGUGACCUGGAAGGACGGGAACGUGUCUACUCUGUAUCCUGAACCUGCCGAGGAAGGACAAGCGGAAGAGGACGUCCACAACACAGAUGAAGAGACGCUGUCCCAAAUCCCCCAAGUAAUAGCUUCGUCUGAGGCGAUUGCGUUUUAAUUUAGUCCUACUGUUCGUUUGUUUCGAUGGAAAUUUCUUUUACAUUUGCAUUGGCAGCCCAGAGUUCUUUCUUAAAUGUUUUGGAAGAAAUUAUAUAACAAACAGUUACUAAUGCUGAUAAUAUUAAUGUUUUGCUGUAUUUUGAUCAAAUAAAUGUUCUCUUGGUGACAUUAAACAUUUUUUUUAUAAUAACUUUUGGCUGCCAUUAUUAUUACACAUGGUUUUACUAGCCCUAUAUAUAUAUAUAUAUAUAUAUAUAUAUAUAUAUAUA